AUGCUCGCGACACAGAACAGUUUCAACAGUCUCGAUGAUGAUACCAAUAGCAACUUGCAAAUGACACACCAUCACAAUACUAUUCUUGAUGCUCUCGAUGAGCUGGAACUCAUGGAAGUCAACGACGAUCCCAAUGCUGAUCAAACAGAUACCGACAAUGACGAAUCACAAGAACUUGAAGUACUAGACUCUGCUACAGGCCCUCUUGUACCACCAAAGAUUCCUAUCCCCUCUCCAACAGUGUCAAAGAAACGAAAACGAGAUAAGAAUGAUGAACCUACUACUCCUGUCACAAGGGAUAUCUCAUACAUGGUCUCUAUCCUCUCGGCUAGUGAAAUGAAGAAGGCCAAGAGCAAAUGGGAGCCAGUCAACACAUCCAUUGACCUUCGCACUAAUGAACCAUGGGACACUCUCAAAGCACAGAUUCUUGUGAAGAUCUCAACAGCAAUCAAUCCCCGCAUGCUCCAUUUCGACGACUACUCGCUUACCUAUCACAUCUCUCAGGUUCUACCUAAACCUGGCUUAUCUCUCUUGACUGAGGCUGACUACAAUGGUAUGAUGAAACGGGUCGAUGGAAUGGCUGUGAAGGCUCUGACUGUCAACAUCAAUGUUAUCCAAACACAGCUGGCUAGCAAAAACAACGAAAACCAGGGCGAGGAUGAAUCAGAGCUUGCAAAGUCCAAGACGAAGAAAUGA
Suillus fuscotomentosus is the source of this 696-nucleotide messenger RNA. RefSeq lists its product as uncharacterized. Bases 1 to 696 code for a protein of 231 amino acids. Lineage: Eukaryota; Fungi; Basidiomycota; Agaricomycetes; Boletales; Suillaceae. The record is from RefSeq and is a predicted model, not a curated record. The transcript is spliced from 2 exons.